GUUUUUUCGAGGCGACAGGUCAACAUGCAGCGCAAAGGGUCGAUGCGGCCGCCACCGCGCACGAUCCGAGGCAGCGUCGACGAAAAGGCGCCGACUCUCGAGGCGAGUGACAAGAAGCCACGUAAAGUGCGUGACGAAACCAUCGUCAUCCACGUGUGCGACGAAUUUCGCAAGGUCAACCGGGACUUUACGUGCAACAAGGCGCUGCUGCUGGAGAAUAUGCGGUACUUUAGCGCCUAUCUGAGUGACGCGGGCUCGAACGAGGACAUUGACAUCUCGGUGCACUGCGACGUCGGCAUCUUUGAGUGGCUCUACAACUACGUGCACGCGGCCAACGGCGUCGGCACGUCGCCACUCACCAAGCUCGGUGUCGAGAACGUGACGCCGAUUUUGAUCUCCUCCGACUUUUUGCAAAUGGACUAUCUUGUCAACGAGUGCACGUCGUUCAUUGGCACCCAUCUCGAGUCGGUCGUCGACAUGCCGGGCGACCUCCUCUGCGUCUCGGAAGCCAUUUUGGACGCGAUCGCGCUCAAGUGCUCCCUCGAACAGCUCGAUAUGAUUGAGCCGCGAAAAGAAAAGCUCUGCUACAAGCUCUACACCAAGCGCAUCGGCCAUUUACUCGGGCAUCUCAAGCAGCUCGAGACGAGUCUGAACCAAUGCGCGGCGUGCGGCGUCAUUUACUAUAGCGGUCACAUCAGCGUCUUGCACUGCCGCGACGCAAUUCCGACAAUCGGCGCAUUCGGCCAAGUGCUGUCUCGCCACGCGCCACGCGGGGAUUGGAAGGUCGAUCCAUGGCUCAAGGCGCUCGCUGCAUCGCCCAAGACGACCUACUGGAAGCUAUGGGGUGCGCUCCAGUGCUUUUACUGUGUCGAGUGCCACACCUUCUUCACGGGCUCGGAAUUCAAAGAGUGUGUGCACCACCCGCCGUCGCCGCCACCAGCGAGUACAUCGGUGUCGUCAGGCCUCGAAGCCUCGACGCACCACGCGUGCUGUGGCGCCCCCAGGUUUGCCGCCGACGCCCGCGCGACCCGUGGCUGUACAUAUAGAGACCACGUGCUCGGUCGUCCGUACCAGGUGCGCGAGUUUUACGCGCCAGAAAGCAAUUUGAGCCGCCUGCACGAGCUCGCGGUGACGCAUGGCGACCUCAUUGCGCGCGACAAGCCGAGUGUGCCGCCGGUUUCAACAGCACUUUCUGCUGGUACUCCUGCUGGUGUCGCCGUGCACGACAUGCUGCGCCCAAGUGUCGUUGCGCGCAAGACCACGCUGGCCAAUGUUGAGGUACCAAGCGACCUCAUCAAGAGCCUCAAGUCCAACAGCGCCGAUCUCUCGACUCCGCAGACGCGCAAGCAGUGGAAGAUUGACCUAUUGCAAGAGAAGGACCGCAUCCGUGUGCAGCUUCUCUCGUCAACGUUGACCAAGAUGCGCACCGAGUACCGCGCAGCCUUUCGGUGA
Molecule: messenger RNA, 1452 nt
Organism: Saprolegnia parasitica CBS 223.65
Lineage: Eukaryota; Oomycota; Saprolegniomycetes; Saprolegniales; Saprolegniaceae
Exons: 2
Coding region: 25-1452 (475 amino acids)
Source: RefSeq, a predicted model, not a curated record